Lagopus leucura (white-tailed ptarmigan) is the source of this 1631-nucleotide messenger RNA. RefSeq lists its product as uncharacterized. NCBI's taxonomy places the organism in Eukaryota, Metazoa, Chordata, Aves, Galliformes, Phasianidae. The record is from RefSeq and is a predicted model, not a curated record. Gene Ontology annotation, biological process: positive regulation of gene expression; negative regulation of receptor guanylyl cyclase signaling pathway; cGMP catabolic process. The annotation marks the transcript as partial. The transcript has 5 exons. Gene Ontology annotation, cellular component: cytosol; mitochondrial inner membrane; perinuclear region of cytoplasm. Gene Ontology annotation, molecular function: 3',5'-cGMP-stimulated cyclic-nucleotide phosphodiesterase activity; protein homodimerization activity; 3',5'-cyclic-AMP phosphodiesterase activity.
UCCGUCUCCCACUUCUGCUACCUGCUCUACAAGAACCUGGAGCUCUCCAACUACCUGGAGGACAUUGAGAUCUUCGCGCUCUUCAUCUCAUGCAUGUGCCAUGACCUCGACCACCGCGGCACCAACAACUCCUUCCAGGUGGCCUCGAAAUCCGUCCUGGCCGCGCUCUACAGCUCCGAGGGCUCCGUGAUGGAGCGGCACCACUUUGCCCAGGCCAUCGCCAUCCUCAACAGCCAGGGCUGCAACAUCUUCGACCACUUCUCCCGCAAGGACUACCAGCGCAUGCUGGACCUCAUGCGGGACAUCAUCCUGGCCACCGACCUGGCCCACCACCUACGCAUCUUCAAGGACCUCCAGAAGAUGGCAGAAGGUGAUGCUGGGCUGGUGGCACCCCUCGUGUCGUGUCCCCUUGUCCCCAUUGAGUUGUGUCACAUCCCCUUGUUCCCAUUCGGUUGUGUCGUGCCCUCAUUGGGUUGUGCCGUGUCCCCUGUCUCCAUUGGGAUGUGUUGCAUCCCCAUUGGGUUCUGUCAUGUCCCUUUGUUCCCAUUGGAUUGUGUCAUAUCCCCUUGUCCCCAUUGGGUUGUGUCAUGUAUCCUUGUCCCCAUUGAGUUGUGUGUCAUCCCCGUGGGGUUUUGUCAUGUCCCCUGGUCCCCAUUGGGUUGUGUCGUGUCCCCAUGUGUCAUGUCCUCUUGUCCCUAUUGGGUUGUAUCAUGUCCCUUUGUCCCCAUUGGGUUGUGUCAUGUCCCCUUAUCCCCAUUGGGUUGUGUUGCAUCCCUACUGGGUUGUGCCAUGUCCCCUUGUCCCCGUUGGGUUGUGCCAUGUCCCCUGUCUCCGUUGGGUCGUGUCGUGUCGCCUUGUCCUCGUUGGGUUGUGUUGCGUCCCCACUGGGUUGUGUUGCGUCCCCAUUGCAUUGUGCCAUGUCCCCUUGUCACCAUUGAAUUGUGUGGCAUCGCCAUGGGGUUUUGUCAUGUCCCCUUGUCCCCAUUGGGUUGUGCUGUGUCCCCAUUGGGUUGUGUCAUGUCCCCUUGUCUCCUUUGAGUUGUUUGGCAUCCCUGUGGGGUUUUGUCAUGUCCCCUGGUCCCCAUUGGGUUAUGUCACAUCCCCACUGGGUUACGUCACAUUCCCCUUGUCCCCAUUGGGCUGUGCCACGUCCCCUUGUCCCCAUUGGGCUGUGUCACAUCCCCUUGUCCCCACUGGGCUGUGCCACGUCCCCUUGUCCCCGUUGGGCAGUGCCACGUCCCCUUGUCCCCAUUGGGCUGUGUCACAUCCCCUUGUCCCCAUUGGGUUGUGCCACAUCCCCUUGUCCCCACUGGGCUGUGCCAUGUCCCCUUGUCCCCAUUGGGUUGUGCCACAUCCCCUUGUCCCCACUGGGCUGUGCCACAUCCCCUUGUCCCCAUUGGGCUGUGCCACAUCCCCUUGUCCCCAUUGGGUUGUGCCACAUCCCCUUGUCCCCAUUGGGCUGUGCCACGUUCCCUUGUCCCCAUUGGGCUGUGUCACAUCCCCUUGUCCCCAUUGGGUUGUACCACAUCCCCUUGUCCCCAUUGGGCUGUGCCAUGUCCCCUUGUCCCCAUUGGGCUGUGCCACAUCCCCUUGUCCCCAUUGGGCUGUGUCACAUCCCCUUGUCCCCAUUG